ACAUCAAACAUGGCAAACAAAAUGAAAUUGGUUAGAAACAUCAACCGGGAGUCCAAGAAGUUCAUAUUAGGAGUUUUCGUCAUUGGAUGCUUCCUGAUCUCCAUGACCUUCUUUGUGUUGUCUCAACCUCAGGCAAUUGCUGUUCCCUUUUUGCAUCUGGCUCCAAGCACUCCCAAGGCCACAGACACAAUACAUUCUCAACAACCGGGUGAAGUUUCAGGACAAGACAAUGAAACAGAGCAGAGCAAGCUGGAAAUCAAGAGAAAACUUGAGACUCAGGAGAAUAGCAUAGAAAGUGAUGACUUAAAAGCCCAUCAAGAUGAAAUGGAUGAUGAACAUAGCCUUAUCAUGACUUUGGAUAACACCACUGUUGAUUCAGUUCAGAGGGAAACUCUGAGCGCUUCUGAUGAACUAGACAGCGAUAUCAACAUGCAGGAGAGAAGCACCAAAAGUGAUGAAUCCAACUCCUAUGGAGGGAGCAAAAAUGAGAUCAAGGAUAAAAGCACUACAUGUGAUGACCCCAAUUCAGGUCAAUGUGAGAAGCAUGGGGAAGCAAGACCCCAGGAGAACUCCAAUCCUGACAAUGUUGAUCCAACUCAGGAAGAAAACAAGAGAAGUUCCAAGCAAUUCGGUGUUGGGGGCCAAAUUAUGAAUCAAGAGAAGAAGCCAUUAUGUGAUUUUUCACACUACCGAGUAGACCAAUGUGAAAUGCAUGGAGAUAUCAGAAUUCAUCGGAACCCUUCCUCUGUUAUAUCUGUGGAAUCCACUGAAAGAAGUGAAUCAUGGCAAGUUAGACCAUACCCUCGCAAGGGAGACAACGUUGCCCUUGGCCAUGUUACAGAGGUGACAGUCAAAUCAAGCAAAGAAGGCCCUGAAUGCAGCAUAACUCACAAUGUCCCUGCUAUAGUUUUUUCAGUUGGUGGAUACACAGGAAACCUCUUCCAUGACUUCACUGAUGUAAUGCUACCAAUCUUCUUAACAGCCAACCAAUUUAAUGGAGAGGUGCAGUUCAUCAUAACCGAGACUAGGCCUUGGUGGAUGCACAAGUAUCUACCUGUGUUCCAAAAGCUUUCUCAGUACGAAAUCAUCGACUUCGACAAUGAUGACCAAGUUCAUUGUUUCAAGCAUGUAAUUGUGGGUCUUCGAGCUCAAAUAGAGUUCAGCAUUGACCCCUCACAAGAUCCUAAUGGGUAUUCCAUGGCCGACUUCGGUCGGUUCAUGAGAAGUGUCUACUCAUUGGAGAGAGACACCAUUACUAGAAUCGAAGAUCACCCCCACAGAAAGCCAAGGCUUUUGAUCAUAUCAAGGCAGACAACCAGAAGAUUCACAAAUGUUAAUGAGAUAGUUCAAAUGGCAGAGGAUCUGGGCUAUGAAGUGGUGGUUGAUGAUGCUGAUAUAGGAUCUGACAUAGCUCGGUUCGCGAAAAUUAUUAACUCUUGCGACGUGUUGAUGGGAGUGCAUGGGGCUGGACUCACCAAUCUGGUGUUCCUGCCAGUGAAUGCAACCAUUAUUCAGAUAGUACCAUGGGGUGGUUUAGAAGGGAUAGCUAUGUUUGAUUUUGGAAAUGGAGCCAAGGCCAUGAAGCUGAACUAUGUGCAGUAUAGUAUCAGCGUAGAAGAGAGCACACUGACAGAGAUAUACCCAAGAGACGACCCUGUGUUCAGGGACCCCUUGUCAUUUCAUCAACGAGGCUGGGAUUUUCUGAAGGACACAUUCAUGAACAAACAGAAUGUGAAGCUAGAUAUAAACAGGUUUAGGAAUGUUCUGUGGAAAGCCCUUGAGCACAUGAUGCAAUAGAAAAAGAUGUUUCUUGAAGGCUAUCUUUCAAUUCAUUUAUUCUCCAAUGAAUUUUCAUUUAUGCUGAAAAGAUUUCACUAGAAAGAUGUCUACAGUUUGAAGAUCAGCUUUGAUGAAUGAUCUUGUAAUGAAUAUUUCUGUAGAGGACAUUGUGUGGUUCAAUCUCCCUUUCAUUCAACAAAAAGAAUAUGUCUUAGAGGACCUUUUCUCUUCUGUUGGUGUUGGGCUCUAAGCAGAGCUUGUUGCUCUAUUAAACAGUAUCUGUAAAU
Elaeis guineensis (African oil palm) is the source of this 2066-nucleotide messenger RNA. Lineage: Eukaryota; Viridiplantae; Streptophyta; Magnoliopsida; Arecales; Arecaceae. The record is from RefSeq and is a predicted model, not a curated record.